Phanerochaete carnosa HHB-10118-sp is the source of this 474-nucleotide messenger RNA. RefSeq lists its product as uncharacterized. Bases 31 to 462 code for a protein of 143 amino acids. The record is from RefSeq and is a predicted model, not a curated record. The transcript is spliced from 3 exons. NCBI's taxonomy places the organism in Eukaryota, Fungi, Basidiomycota, Agaricomycetes, Polyporales, Phanerochaetaceae.
AGACCCGUUCACAUCUUCCAGAUAUCCAACAUGCCAGAUGCCUACAAUACACGCUCCAACUGGCCGGGUUCACGCCCCUGUGCCGACGCCGUAUGGGUGGUCUACUCGACGCAUCAAGAGGCGGCGGCUUCGCUCUCCCUCUCGCACCCCUCCCUCGCCAGGGUCGAACCAGCACUGGAGACAGACUUGGAACCCUACGAGAAGCUGGAACAGAUUAUGCCAGGCGGCGUGAUAUCACGUAGAGACUCGCUCUCUCUCGCCGCAGCACCGGGGUCGCCGGUCGUGCACUGCGCGACGCCAAGCUCGAGCUCGAGCAGCAGCAUGGGGUUGUUGACGCCCACGACUCCUGAUUUCUUCGCGACGUCAAAACUAUCGCCGCCACCUCUGCCACAUAGCAAAUUUACGCUGUCAACUAACCCACCAAAUCCCAAGAUCAGCUACCGCCCCGGCGAUUGGGUGUGAGUUUCGCGUUCC